Acanthosepion pharaonis is the source of this 1527-nucleotide messenger RNA. NCBI's taxonomy places the organism in Eukaryota, Metazoa, Mollusca, Cephalopoda, Sepiida, Sepiidae. The record is from the annotation of a GenBank genome assembly.
AUGUUACCGUUAAAAUUCGAAUUCUGUGAUUGGUUGAAUUUGUUCCUUUUUAGUUUAUCUCACCUCCCUCCAACCCCUUUUUUCUCCACCUUUGAUGCCUUUUCUUGGCCUUUUUUCCUCUUAUUUCUCUUCUCUCUGACUCUGUCUGUCUCUCUCUCUCUCUCUCUCUCUCUCUUUCUCUUUCUCUUUCUCUCUUGCUUGACACACCUUUUAUACUCUCUCUCUCUCUCUCUCUCUCUCUAUCUAUCUAUCUAUCUAUCUAUCUAUUUAUCUAUCUAUCUAUAUAUAUCUCCGUAUUUUCAAUGUUACUUUUUUUCACUUCUUUCUUUUUCUUCUGCUUACCGAAAUGAAAAUGAAAGAACCAAGAAAUCUGUGAAACAAAACACGCACGCUCUCUCUCUCUCUCUCUCUCUCUCUCUCUCUCUCUCUCUCUCUCUCUCUCUGAUUGUCGCUCCCUUAUCGUAUAUGUUUCUAUCGUCCUAUCACUCACUGUGUAUAUUUCUCUGGUUCUUUUUGUAUAUCUCUCUAUCUGUUUCACUCCUUCACUUUGUCAAUCUCUCUCAUUCUCUGUGUCUUCUCUGUCUCCCGCCCUCUAUUUCUCUCUGUCCGCCUUGUCUCUCCCCUAUCUGUCUGUCUCCCACUCUGUAUCUGUCUGACUGGCUGUGUGUGCUAGUCGAUCUCUCUCUCUCUCUCUCUCACUCUUUGUCACUGUUUGUAACCCUUAUUGUCUGUCUGUCUGUUUCUGACAUCCACUCUCUCUGUUUGUCUUUCUGUCUGUCUUUCAUUUCUCUCUCUCUCUCUCUCUCUCUCUCUCUCUCUCUCUCUCUCUCUUGGGUCUAUCUGUCUGUUUACCUGUCUCUCUCUUCUCUGUGCCUGUCUAUCUGUCUAUCUAUCUCUCCGUCUGUCUGCCUGUCUACCUGUCUACCUCUCUCUUACUCUCUCCUUCCCUCUCACUCGAUAUGUCUGCAUAUUUUCUCUCUUUUUUCUCUCUCUCCCUUCCUUUUACAUGUCACGCUCUCUCUCUCUCUCUCUCUCUCUCUCUCUCUCUCUCUCUAUCUAUCUAUCUAUCUAUCUAUCUAUCUAUCUAUCUAUCUCACACUCAGCUCUGUCUAUCUCCCUCACUGGCUGUCUUUGUUUCUCUCUCCUGCUUUCUCUUUCUCUGAUUAUCUUCAUGUCUUUUUGUCCCACUCUCUCAUUUUUAUUUCUCUCUCUAUGUCUCUCUCUCUAUCUAUCUAUCUAUCUAUCUAUCUCUCUAUCUAUCUAACCCUCUUUGGGUGUAUCUGUCUCUUUCUCUCCUUCUCUCUCCUUCUGUGUCUGUCUCCCCCUCUCUCCUUCCCUCUCAUUCGGUGUGUCUGGCCCUCUCUCCUUCCCUCACAGUCGGCAUGUCUGUCUCUCUCUCCCCUCCUCUUCCUCCUCCUCUUUCACUUGACUUGUCUUCCACUCUCUCUGUCUAUCUCUAUCCCUCUCAUUAUCGGACAGCAAUUUCAACAAAUUUUUAUGACUGUGCUGAUAUUUAUACAUAAAUAA